Molecule: messenger RNA, 1368 nt
Organism: Ceutorhynchus assimilis (cabbage seed weevil)
Lineage: Eukaryota; Metazoa; Arthropoda; Insecta; Coleoptera; Curculionidae
Source: the annotation of a GenBank genome assembly
AUGGACUUACGCCUAUCCGCUGGAUCUUUUAGUUUUCAGAAAAUUGUGUUUAAAGAGAGCCUGAGCAAUAUAAAUCUAAACAGUGAUCACGACCCCACCUACAGAGCGAGCUAUGCAUUUAGAAACUGUAGAGAUGAAAUAUGGGCAGCAUGUGAAAUAUAUUCUGAGUUGCAUUGUUGGGAACAUUUUAUCAACAACGAAACCUGUGCUAAACAUGUUGACAACAUUUCUUCCGAAAAUAAGAAAAAUGUACCGCCAAUUUUGCCUCCCAAAGGUAUGAAAACUAACUCAGAGAUUCGCAGAAGGUAUGCUGUGGAUGGACAACAAAGGGAAGUACCCUUUGAUAAAAAGGAUUAUUGUACUUUGUGCUUGUCACACAGGAAAGCUGAUGAAAAGAGAAAACUGGAAUUCGAGGAUGCUUAUAAUAAUCAUACUGCUGAAAAGAUAUCUGUUCGCAGGAAAAAGCAAGAAGCCAAAGAAACAUCAAAGUUAAAUCCUAGCGUUCUAGCUGUUGCUGUAUUUGACCUACAACAGAUCAUACAGCUUCCAAAAAGUAAAGAGAGUGCCUUAUUUUUUCGUCGCCGCAUCUCUUCAAUCAAUUUCACGGUUUACAAUAUCGGAAAUAAAGAAUGCUCUUAUUUCUUUUGGGAUGAAACUAUAAGUAAGCGAGGGGCUAGCGAAAUAUCAACAUGUGUAGCAAGAUAUCUAAAUGAGCUAGAUAAUCGGGGGAUCAAGGAAGUCAGGAUAAGUCUGCUAAUAUUAUCAUCCGUGAGAUGUCAAGACGUCUAUAAUGUGGAAGUGGGCGCAGGGGCUUUUUGGAAGCCCUUACCCGACACAAUUACCUACGAAGCAACGAUUCCUCUGACGUACGAAUCUUUAUGGGAGGAAGAAAUAUUAGAAGAACCAAUUCCAUUCAGUACUCCAUGUUAUGGUACCGAAAGACCAGAUCACUGUAACGUGAUGAGGGGUAUAAACGAGUUUUUCUCUACAUUCACAAACGAGUUCAGACUAUUACAGGAAGGUAGUAAAACCACUGCAUUUACAAGGGCAAACAAAGUUCGAGUAAGGGGCAGGCGAGCUCUGAAUUUCGUGGGAGAUGCUUUUAAUUGGUGUUGCGGUGUAGCCACGCAAGAAAAGCUUGAUUUGGUUUCACGCGAUGAAGGUCUUGUGUGGGAAAGAAUGAGCGUGAUUAACAAAGGCUUGGUUGAAGGCCUAAAGGCUAUUGUCCAAAACUCAUUUCCGGGACUAUCUGUAACCGAGGCGUUUAAGAAAACGGAAGCCAAAAUUAAAUCAAUCGAGAAAGUCGAAAAAUUUAAAAAAUUUAGUAAUGUUGGUGGCAAGUCAUUUAGAGUUUUACUAGCAAGAUAA